This is a messenger RNA of Python bivittatus (Burmese python), 7132 nucleotides long. Lineage: Eukaryota; Metazoa; Chordata; Lepidosauria; Squamata; Pythonidae. The record is from RefSeq and is a predicted model, not a curated record.
CACAUCCAUUCAACCAGUCGCCUCCCUCCUCAUGCCGGUUCCCGCUCUUUCGCAGCAGUCCGCCGCCUGGGACGCCAACCUGUUUGUGGAGGUCACUCUGGGGCCGCUUGCAGCCUGUGGCUUCUUCCCUUCCUCGCUGCCGUGCAGCGCCUGAUGGGCUUGCCACUGAGAAGACGGCUCGGAGCUGGACACUAACCGAGAAACAUCCCACGUUGCCGCGACCUCGCACACCCACAGCGGAGGGAUUUACUUUGUCUGGAAGAGCCCGCGGGCUCGUCACACGCUGAGAAGAAAAUGUUCCUCGACCCAGACGCAGCCAAAGGGACACCCUCCCGUGAUGUCCUUCUGGUCUCAGUCAUCAUCACCAUCAGCCUUAGUGUCACCAUUGUCCUGUGUGGAAUUUGCCAGUGGUGUCAGCGCAAACUGGGCAAGCGUUAUAAAAACUCCUUGGAGACUGUGGGAACUCCAGAUUCCAGCCGAUGCCGGAGUGAAAAGAAAGCCAUUAAUGAUCUAGACAGAGACUUUUGGAAUAACAAUGACAACACAGUGCAGCAGAAAUGGAGCUCCUACCCUCCCAAGGAGUUUAUACUAAACAUAUCACCUUACGCCCCAUAUGGUGAUCCACGACUUUCCCUCAAAUUACCCGUUGGAGGGAAAGUUGUGAACACAACACCAGUGCCAGGACAGACCCAGCAUGAGGAGAUUGAUCACAAAACAGAGCCCCGUUCAUCUGUCUCAGACCUUGUAAAUUCCCUUACUAGUGAGAUGCUGAUGCUAUCCCCUGGAUCUGAGGAUGAUGAGGGACAUGACAGCUCCAGCCGAGAGAAUCUGGGCCGCAUCCAAUUUAGUGUUGGCUAUAAUUUCCAGGAAUCUACUCUGACUGUCAAAAUACUGAAAGCUCAGGAGCUGCCAGCCAAGGAUUUCAGUGGCACAAGUGACCCUUUUGUCAAAAUUUAUCUCCUGCCAGAUAAAAAGCAUAAACUGGAGACAAAGGUGAAAAGGAAGAACUUAAAUCCACAUUGGAAUGAGACCUUUCUCUUUGAAGGUUUCCCAUAUGAGAAAGUGGUUCAGCGGGUGCUGUAUCUACAGGUCUUGGAUUAUGAUCGGUUUAGUCGUAAUGAUCCAAUUGGGGAAGUUUCCAUUCCUCUCAACAAAGUGGACUUGACUCAGAUGCAGACUUUCUGGAAAGAUCUAAAGCCAUGCAGUGAUGGGAGUGGAAGCCGAGGAGAGCUACUUCUGUCCCUUUGCUACAAUCCUUCUGCUAACUCCAUUGUUGUGAAUAUUAUCAAAGCUCGGAAUCUUAAAGCCAUGGAUAUUGGGGGAACAUCAGAUCCCUAUGUGAAGGUCUGGCUGAUGUACAAAGAUAAGCGGGUGGAAAAGAAGAAGACAGUAGUGAUGAAGCGAUGCCUGAACCCGGUGUUCAAUGAAUCCUUCAUCUUCGACAUCCCCACAGAGAAGCUGAGGGAGACAACCAUAAUCAUUACUGUCAUGGAUAAGGACAAGCUGAGCCGGAAUGAUGUCAUUGGAAAGAUCUACCUAUCGUGGAAGAGUGGACCAGGCGAAGUAAAGCACUGGAAGGAUAUGAUUGCACACCCUCGCCAGGCAGUGGCACAGUGGCAUCAGUUGAAGGCUUGAGAGGCAGAAGCCAAGGACUCGCUCUGGGGUUCAGUGCACCAAGUCAACAUUUAUUGGCUACACUCUCAUGACAUGACUUUAUGCACAGCGGCUGCACCGAGGUCUCCUCGUGAGGGAAAAGCUUGGGGAUGAACAGAGGCUAAGGGAGGAAACCUGAAAUAUGAACUCAAAAAAAAAACUCUGGGCAUGGGAAAGUGAUGUCAGUGCCCCUUAUGCUGGUUCAGCAGCACAUACUACUAUAAGGAGCAUUGUUACCACCCAACCUCCUGCUUUAGCCUGUCCUUCAGACUCCGUACUUAGCAAGAACAAGCAAGAGGAAGAGCAAGGACAGAGGAGAGCAGCUCCCCAGGGGCUUAAGCCCAGAGAAGUGAAAGUGGCCUCUUCAGCCCUGGUUUGUUUGAGUUUGCAGUGGGGCACGGACCUUGAAGAAAUGGGAGGAGAGGAGUCUGUUACCGCCAUACAAGACUGCCUAUGCGUUCUUCCAGCCAGAGGCCCAUUAGGAUGAUAGCCUGCCCUGCCCUGCCAUAAGAAAGCUAGCCCUUAUCUGUGGGUGCACAGACUUGAGAGGGCAAACGGCAAGAUCACUUGCUCUGUUUCAGUGAGGUGGCUUCAUUAUAAUUCAAUACAACUUGUAAGAGUAAUAAUAUAAAUAAUAAGGGUGGCUAGACCUUUACCCUAGCCAGGCCUCUAAGCAAAGCAGAGAGGAGCCAUGAUGCUCCCAUAGCCCUCUGGGUGCAUUGUGUGUGUGUGUGUGUGUGUGUGAGAGAGAGAGAGAGAGAAUAGUGUGAGUGAAUGUGUGUGUGUGUUGUAACUAUGUAUGCAGAGCAUUUAUGUGUCACUUGUGUUUUCUUUCCCUCAGCCCCAGAGAAAUUGUUUUUCUAAGGGAAUGGCUUGUCAGCCAUGCAGGGAUCCAUAAGAAUUUAUGCCAUGUGAGAAAGGAAAGCAGUUGAUUUCCAGGCUUGGAGCCAGAGGGAAGAGAGAACAGUGAGAGGCAAGGAAGCUAUUUUUUAUGACCCACAGGUCUGGAAGCUUGAAGUACAUAUCACAAACUAAAGUUUGCUAGGGAGAUACUAAUGUUUAUUUGUUCCUUUGACCUGGCAGUAGUGAAGAGACAUGUUAAAUACUGCUGAAUUUUCUCUGGUAAGCUGAUCAAACUGAUCCCUCACAAGUUGUCAUGGAUUACCCUAGAAAUGAUUGCUCCAUCCAGUCAGCCAUAAGAAAUCUACCUAUUUCAAUCUGCACUGGCACCACCUUUCUUCUCCAUCUUGGUUCCAAGGUUGGCAGAGUCCUUCCAUUGGAACAAGCGUGCAGCAAUACAAUUAGCCAGUCAGUGUCCCACUAAUUGUAAGAUAGAAUGAUUGCCUGAUAAUGAACACUUCAUUAACAACUUACAUCUCUCACAAGUGUAUGAUUUUUCAGAGAAACAUACACUUCCUCUAAAUACAUCUCAGGACUUUAUUUGAUACUAAAAUACCCCCCUGCUUUCUAAUUAGAGGCCUUAGCUGUCCAUUAAUUACUUCAACUUAGAUCUUGAUUUCUCUUUUCUCCAGAUCCUAGAACAUCUUAUUGUCUCUUUACUUUUUCCUUCUGAUAUCCUUAUCAGGAAAUUUUUUUAAAACCUUAGUUUUCUAGGUAUCUACUCAACAUAAAAAGAUUAUGGUGUCAUAGCAGGAAUGGAGGAGCACUGAAAAUAAAUCAUUGUAGCUAAUUUCUGGUUAAUCCACUCAACACUUGAAUGUAUUAAAAUCAGCAGGUGACACUAUCAUUCUCACAAUUUAGCAUAUCCUAUGUGUAAUAAUUUUACAAAAGUGACCCUAGCCACAGCCCACAAUUACUUUGUACACGUUUGACAGCUUCUCCACUUUCCACUCAAAAUCAGGAAGGCCCUGUAGAAAAGGAUUGUCUAAAUUGUUCAUCAUAAAACAUCCAGUGCUGUGCAACACUGCAAUCACACACACACACACCCCAGCUCCUGAUGAGUGCAGUGGGGACCAGGCAGCAUUGUGAUUUUAUCUGCAUAUUCACAUGCUUGAUUUGCUGUGAUCAAGAUUCAAGCUGCUGCGGAAAAUGGAUGCCUUGAUAUACAUGCAAAACGGUUUUGCGAUCAAAGGUGGCACUUGUUGAACAUUUUUAGCAUCCAUUAAACAUAACAAAAUCUACUUGGAAGACAAUUCAUUUCUGCUUCAAUAUGUCAUAGACAAGAUUGCAUGAAUCAAUUCUGAAAUGACAUUUCCAGAUUACUGCCAGGUGUUCUAUAAAAUGGCAAGAUGCUUCCAGACAAGGCUUUUAUUGUGCAGUGUCACACAGUGCUUAACUCAUAGAAUUCCAUGGAAGGUCCAGAUGAUUAUGUCUUCCAUGUAUAUCUUUUCCAUAUGUUCCCUCCACUUCUUCCAGGUUUUUCCUUAUCAUCUACUGAGAACAUAAAGAAAUAGAAUAGCUCCAAAAUACAGCUAGGAACCCUCUUUCAGGUUGCAGUCAUACACCUGGAAGGAAACUCAAAAUCAUAGUCCAGUCAACUGCUUGGGCAAUAAUUCUACUAUUAGAGUAUCCCUUAUAAAUGGUCACUCUGUUUCUCUUAAAACUUAUAUGGGAGGAAAGUAUAUGAUCUUCCAAAGCAGCCUGCUCACUUGUUUGAUGGUCUGUAUUCUUAGGAGGUUUCUAAUGGUUAUCUAAAAUCUCCUGAUUUGUUGUUUAAAACCACUGAUUCAGAUUUUCCUCUCUAGCACAACAGAAAACAAAGUUGUCCUGUUUAUGAGUCAGUUCUUCAAAUGUUUGAUGAUAGCUAUCAUAAGACUUCUUAAAUAAUUUCUUCAGGAUACAUUGGUUCAACUGGCAAGAUUCUCUUCCCUGUCUUUAUUAUUAUUGUAAGGGUGCAAAAAGUGCAGUCUAGGGCCAUAUACCCCCAUGUACAUCUCUUUUGUGGCUCCAAGAGCCCAGAUUGGGAAACUUUUUUUUUUUUUUUUUUGCAUUGUGAAGGGGCUUAAGGAGCAAAAUGGGCACCUUAAGCUUUGCAGAUACCCAAGGCAUUAACUUCAAAUAAUACAAUUCCUGCCCACUUUUGGAAUACAACUCUCAAUGUGCCACCCAACAGAAGUUGCACACCUGUGCUUUAGCACCAUGUCCUUUACCUCUAGACAGAGACAGGCUAGCUGGUUCAAGAAAACCAAGGUGGCUGUUUUGGCUUCUCAUUCUUUUUCUCCAUCAGACUAUUACUUCAUAUUUUCUAGAAUUUGAAAAACACCCCAACUGAAACUUAUUUGUGAAAUCUGCCUUAAAAAUAUGUCCAUGGUUGGUCCUGCUCCAAGGCAAGCAGCUGCAAAUGGUAGAUCCGGGGUAUCAUUAAAAAGCAGCAAGGAUUAUCAUUGUUUUUGCUACUAUGAUAAUAGUAGUAGUUGGAUUUUUUUGUUUCCUAUGCUGUUUCUUAAGCCAUCUCUGCACACAAGAGCAGCUACUUCUGCUGCAAGAAAAGAUUCUGAAUGCAUGUUUUUCUGCAGGAGGCCCAGGCAAUAGUAACUUCUAAUGGGAAAAUCAGAGAGAUUCAAGGCUUAGAUCCUCCUUUGUUUACGUUCUCCUCAGACACUACCUUUAUCACAGAAUCCUCACUUGCUUCUCCUGAAACAUGAUUUUAGCAAAUAUACCACCUGGUCCCCAAUGAGAGGAGAUGGGCUGGUGGGUGUUUUUAAUUCACCACAUUCCUUAUCUGAUGGUGACGCCAAGCCUUGAGAUACUAUAUGUGACUGUCACUGACAGCAGCCUAGAUAAAAAAAUAAUGAUUUUUAAAGCCUUCUGCUCUUGUACAAGCAAUGGGAGAUGAGAUAUAGAUAAAGCUAGGAAAACGCAAGUGAGCAUAGUAUUUGUUAGAUGGUACCAAUGUUCCUUUUUGACAUGCUUUUUCUGAAUAACUUUAUUGGACCCAGUGGGCAGAUUGCUAGCUCAUACUGAUCCAUUUCUUCCCAGGACAGGAAUGCCCAGAUGGACAGUCAAGGUAACCCUUUUACAGGCUCUGACAAACACCAAAGACUGACAGGAUUAGUUACACAUUAUGGGCAAACAACAAGACUAUUUUGGCAGCACUAUCAAAUUCUAAGAAAAACAAGCAUUUUUUUCAAUGAUAGUAGAAGGGAUGGUAGUAAAAGGAGGAUACAGAGGCUGUUCCACUUGGUGAGACCUACACCGAAUACUGAAGUCAGUGGAUAGCAGAAUUCUUGGAAUUUCCAAAAUUGUGAUUUUGGAAAAGAAUGGAUGCUGGUUUAAUAUAAAAUGGCUAGAUCCUAGUUCAUUCAUUCAUUUUGGUUGAAAGGCUGGGAGUUGGUUUAAAGCUGUCCACUCCUUCAAUUUCAACAAGAUGUGGCUCCUGGCUGCCAGCUUGGCUGGAUUCAAAAAAGGGUUGGACCAAAUCAGGGAAGCCAUGGGAAUCAGCAGUUCUUAAUUUUGAUGGCAGUGUGACUGCCUCUGAAGGCCAUCUGCUGGGAGACUGGUGGGCUUCCUUGUGCAGUUGGAUGGCCGUUGUGAGAACAAACCACUGGACUAGAUGGGCCAGGGCCCAAUCCAGCAGGUCGCUGCUUAUGUUCUUAUGUUGUUUCCAGACCAACCACUUUCCACAAUCUUGCUGCAAGUACAGAUCAAAGUUCACAAAAUCCAACAAUAUCUGCUUCUCCACACUAUCGCCCAUCACUUCCCUGUUAUCUUUCCAUGGACAUUUCCUCUGCCCAUCUUCCCUCCCAGGUCCUCCACUUAAAUCUCCCUCUGUCCUCUUGACUCGCCUCCCGGCAUUUUUCACACCUCCUCCUCUCACACACAAUUUAUUCAGCUGUUUCCCUUCUCAAAAAAAAAAAAAUGACUCCUCCAAAUACAAAGUUCGUAGCCUUGCAGCAUCUUGCUUCCUUGAAGUAUAUAGUCUCUCCAUAUACUUUUUGUAUAGAAGAAAUGGUCAUAUAGGUUACAGCAGGGCAUCUAAUACCUCCCUCCAGUCUUGACUGUUAAUCAUGGGGGCACGUGAGCCAACCUCUCAGCUAUAAACAUCCCCCAGUGUUUAGUUUCCUCCUCCAGGCAAUUAAUCCAUGGAUCUGUUCUGUCAAGUUGUAUUUGAGCAGGUUGAUUUUUACAAUGUGUAUAAUAGUUGUGAUAGAGUUAUAGGUGUGUAUUUUGUUGAUUUAGUCAGUGUGUUACUGUAUUUUUCCCCCUGUAUGAUGUACAGAUGCUUGAAUUAUAUUUCUGGCAGGCAUAUUUUUAUACAUAUAUCAAGACAUUGCUAAGAAUAAAGAAGGCAUGCAGGAAUAAGAGAAAGACCCGAAAUAACCAGAAAGGGUUUUAGAGAAACAAGGAACCUUGUCAAAAAAAAUGUGAAUUGCAGGGUGAAUUUCCCACUCCACCCUAUGGCUUUUUUGGGGGGGGGGGGAUGGCGUUCUCUCAGCUGGGCCAAGUAUUUAAAAUCAAAGCCCCCAGGGACAUUUUAAUAUAUUUCUUUAUUAUUCUACUAUUGAGAUGGGGGGAGCAG